Molecule: messenger RNA, 1239 nt
Organism: Aureobasidium pullulans EXF-150
Lineage: Eukaryota; Fungi; Ascomycota; Dothideomycetes; Dothideales; Saccotheciaceae
Exons: 1
Source: RefSeq, a predicted model, not a curated record
AUCGACAAGCAAACCGGAGAACGUCUCGACGACACGCUGGUGCUUCACAGUCUUGCUCACGACUCUUUCGACACAGUCACGGAAAUCUUGAACAAGUAUGAAUUGGAUCCCAACCGCCCACCUGGAGAAGCUCAGGUUGCGAGCUUGUCGCCUCAACUAUGGAGCCGGAUCGCAGAACAUCUAAGCUUGGUUGAUCGUGCUUGCCUUGCACUCGCAUCCAAGACUUUGCUCGACCGCAUGGGCUCUUCAUAUUCACAAAUCAUCAACCACCCCGACAACGCAGAAUACAGAUUCUCGCUCUUGCACAGGCUUGAGGAUCAAAUGCCGAAUCACCUAUUUUGUUUUGUAUGCAAUAAAUAUCAUGUCCGGACUAUGAAGGGCCAGGAGAAGCUCAAGCCCGCCAGCGUACUAAAUCCUCUCUUCGAUUGUCCGAACGCCACGAAUAAUCUCAUGCCUCAACCGAGGCUUCGCAUUGCUACGGGCCGAACACUUCCUUUCAACUUCGUUCAACUGGCACUAAAAGGCAAGAAGUACGGCUUGGAUUAUGGAAUUGACGCAACAACGAUGGCACGCCUUUGGAGAGAACAAUACGAGCCCAGAUGGAUCCACAGCUCCCGUUACUUUAUAUUCAAGGGCCAUCUUCUCAUGCGCGUUCAGAGCACAUGUUAUACAAAGCCUGGAUUAACGCCGGCCGCCGAGCGUAUGCUGCUCUAUAGCCGCGAGGAUUACCAGCCUUACUUCUCAGUAUGCGCUCAUUGGCGAGAUGGACUGUUGAUGAACAUCUGUAAAUGUGCCUUGGGCCAUCUGCCAGUUCCCGCAGAAAAGUCUCUCCAUGAAGGUCUUGCAAAGGUGGCUGGCAGAAGAACAUCGCACGGUGCAAUCAUCACACUCUGCUCGAACUGCCGUCCUAUGCGUCGCUGCCCUCAGUGCCCUACUGAAUACCUGGUCGAAGUCAAGUUGGCCGAAGAUAGAUCCGAGAAAGACCCAAUGAAGCUGUUCAAGCAUGCCAUCGUGGUAACGCGUUGGAGCGACCUCGGUGAUGGUUCCUCUCCGAUGAGCCCAGAGUGGGCGGCUGUCACAGGCGCAAUCGACACUUACGAUUCCAUCGCCACCAUUGGCACACGAGCCGUUUCGGGCAUUUUUGAAAGUCAGUCCGCUGAUACUGGUCCUGGACAGAGGAUCUUGAAUCUCAACCCUAAGGAUGAACACAAGGGAGAGGAAGGCAACGACUGGUACUAG